This is a messenger RNA of Helicoverpa armigera (cotton bollworm), 1782 nucleotides long. RefSeq names its product piggyBac transposable element-derived protein 4. The transcript has a single exon. Bases 1 to 1782 code for a protein of 593 amino acids. Lineage: Eukaryota; Metazoa; Arthropoda; Insecta; Lepidoptera; Noctuidae. The record is from RefSeq and is a predicted model, not a curated record.
AUGGAUAAAAAUUUGACUCCAGAACAGAUACAAAAUCUGUUAAAUGAUACAGAGUUGGAUGAAGAUAGAAAUGAGGAGAUUUUUCCGGAAGAAAUACUGGAUUUGAGUGAUAUGGAGGAAGAAGCUAGUGAUCAUGACACGGAGAGCGAAGAAGAACUUGGCAAUGAUUCUGAAGACGAGAAUAAUAUAGAUCAACAGACUGACAACAGCUCUAAUGCUUUUUACGGCAAAAACAGAUGUAAGUGGGGGAAAACACCGCCGUCGCGGUCACGAGUUCGAGCGCAUAACAUAAUUGUACAUUUGCCUGGUCUAAGAGGUCCUGCGUUGUCCAAAAAUGUGAUGACUCCACUCGAGUCUUGGUCGUGCCUGUUUACUGACGAUAUGUUAGAUAUGAUAGUGGAAUACACUAACCAAAAAAUCACCAAAUAUCAACAAACACACAAAACUGAAGCAACAUAUUAUACACAUCACGUCAGUUCAAACGAAAUACGCGCAUUCAUCGGGUUGAUGUUUCUGACAGGCAUCUUCAAAUCUGGAAGGGAAGAUGCUCGUGGUCUCUGGUCAUCUAAAUCAAGAGGAAGACCCAUUUUUAGAACAGUUAUGAGUCUCAAUAGAUUUCUUUUCAUUUUAUCGAAUCUACGGUUCGAUGAUGAGAGUACGAGAGAAGAACGAAAAAAAAACAACCGCCUGGCUCUCAUAUCUGAGGUUUUUGAUAUAUUUAUACAAAACUGUAGACAAAACUACAGCUGCUCCGAGUAUUUGACUGUGGACGAAAUGCUAGUACCUUUUAGAGGACGGUGCUUGUUCCGUAUUUACAUGAAAUCCAAACCAGCAAAAUAUGGUUUGAAAAUAAUGUGUUUGUGUGAUGCGAAGACACAUUACCUAUACAACGCGUUUAUUUACUCUGGAAAAGAAGCACAAACUCGAGCUGAUUCAAUGUUAGUACCCACGAAGAACGUUAUGACCCUUGCAGAACCAAUUUAUGGAACGAACAGAAACAUAACAGGAGACAAUUGGUUUACUUCAAUUGAGUUGGUGGAUGCACUGAAACAAAAACAACUUACGUACGUCGGCACUAUACGAAAAAACAAAAAAGAGAUUCCUCCACAAUUUCUGCCACAAAGAAAUCGGCCAGUUCUUUCGUCAGUUUUUGGUUUUCAAAGUGAUAAGACGUUAGUCUCAUUUGUACCUAAAAGGAACUCAAGUAUCGCUCUUGUAUCUUCAAUGCACCACGAACCUGUUACGAAUCCUGAAAACAAAAAACCGGAAAUCAUUGAAUUUUAUAAUUCUACUAAAGGCGGUGUCGACGCCCUGAUCCGUGAUCAGAAAUGUGCAGCCUAUUCUGUCAACAGGAGGAGUCAAAGGUGGCCCACUACAAUAUUCUGUUCCAUGCUGAACAUAUCUGGAGUAAAUAGCCAUGUGCUGCAUUCUGCAUCUAACACUGAAAUGAUGAGCCGCUACAAGUUUCUAGAGAACCUUGCAUAUGCUUUAGUGAGUCCUCAUGUUCUGGAUAGAAGAUCUACAAAAACUCUUUCUAGGGAGCUAAAAGAGAUGAUAGACAAGUUUUUGAAAGAGGUUGGUAUUGAUCCGCCAGAGGACCCAUCAACAUCUGAGGAUUUGUCAACACAGCCGAGUCAAAAUAAGAGACCAAAAAAGUCAAGAUGCCAUUUGUGCCCUCGUCAGAAGGAUAGUAAUACUCCUAGAGUGUGCUCAAAAUGCCAAAAAAAUGUAUGUCGUGUACAUUCUAUUGAUGUAAAAAUAUGCGACAAAUGUAAGGAAUAA